CCAGGGCUCCCUCUGCCUGUGUGACUGGCCAGCAGGGGGUGGUGAUAACUUUCUAUCCACUUAUCAGACACUGUGAGGCUGCAGAAUGAUGUCCAUGUUUCGCUCCAGUUCAUCCCGUCCUCUCAUUGGACAGGGUAGAGAAAUGGCUGCAGAGGAGCCAGUUCAGGGGCCGGUGACCUUCGAGGAGGUGGCUGUGUAUUUCACCAGGGAAGAAUGGGCUCUGCUGGACCCCACUCAGAGAGCCCUCUACAAAGAUGUCAUGCAGGAGAACUAUGAGAAUGUGACCUCACUGGGGUUUCCAGUUUCCCAACCUGAUGUGAUCUCCCAGCUGGAACAAGGGAAAGAGUCAUGGGUCCCAGACCUGCAGGAUUCAGAGGAAAGACAGACCCUGAGAGCUCCCUUCACAGCAGGUGAUAUAAUGGCAUGUGAGAAAGAGGAGCAGAAUUCUCAGCAGGAAAAUGUUGAGCAAGUGGAUAAACACAGAGCAUUAUUGCAAAGAUCAAAAAGGAAUGUGUCCAGGAGUCAUGAGCAGGAAAAAUCCUGUGAGAUUCAGCACAGACCAGAAAGAGAGCAAGGAAACCAGGCAGGGGUGAAAGUGGGUAAAUGUAUUUCCUGUCCGGGAACUCAGAAGGACUUCAAGGAAACCACAACAAAGCAGGAAAUCCUCAGGGAAAAGAGAAAAAAUACAUGCACGGAGUGUGGAAAAAACUUAUGUGACUACUCAGCCCUUAUAAAGCAUCAGAGAAUCCACACCGGGGAGAGGCCCUAUGAAUGCAGUGAGUGUGGGAAAAAAUUCACUUACAGAUCAAACCUUUUUCAUCAUCAGAGAAUCCAUACAGGGGAGAGGCCCUAUGAAUGCAGUGAGUGUGGGAAAAACUUCACUAGCAACUCAGAUCUUUCUAAACAUCGGAGAAUCCACACAGGGGAGAGGCCCUAUGAAUGCAGUGAGUGUGGGAAAAAAUUCACUCACAUAUCAAACCUUUUUCAUCAUCAGAGAAUCCAUACAGGGGAGAGGCCCUAUAAAUGCAGUGAGUGUGGGAAAAGUUUCACUACAAGCUCAGCCCGUUCUGUACAUCAGAGAAUCCACACAGGGGAGAGGCCCUAUAAAUGCAGUGAGUGUGGGGAAAGUUUCACUAGAAACUCAGCCCUUUCUGCACAUCAGAGAAUCCACACAGGGGAGAGGCCCUAUAAAUGCAGUGAGUGUGGGAAAAGUUUCACUAGAAGCUCAGCCCUUCCUGUACAUCAGAGAAUCCACACAGGGGAGAGGCCCUAUGAAUGCAGUGAGUGUGGGAAAAACUUCACUAGCAACUCAGAUCUUUAUAAACAUCGGAGAAUCCACACAGGGGAGAGGCCCUAUGAAUGCAGUGAGUGUGGGAAAAACUUCACUAGCAACUCAGAUCUUUCUAAACAUCGGAGAAUCCACACAGGGGAGAGGCCCUAUAAAUGCAGUGAGUGUGGGGAAAAUUUCACUCAGAUAUCAAGCCUUUUACAACAUCAGAGAAUCCACACAGCAGAGAGGCCCUAUAAAUGCAGUGAGUGUGGGAAAAGUUUCACUCAGAGAUCAAGCCUUUUACAACAUCAGAGAAUCCACACAGCAGAGAGGCCCUAUAAAUGCAGUGAGUGUGGGAAAAGUUUCACUACAAGCUCAGCCCUUUCUGCACAUCAGAGAAUCCACACAGGGGAGAGGCCCUAUGAAUGCACUGAGUGUGGGAAAAGUUUUACUAGAAGCUCAGCCCUUUCUGUACAUCAGAGAAUCCACACAGGGGAGAGGCCCUAUGAAUGCAGUGACUGUGGGAAAAACUUCACUAGCAACUCAGAUCUUUUUAAACAUCGGAGAAUCCACACAGGGGAGAGGCCCUAUGAAUGCAGUGAGUGUGGGAAAAACUUCACUAGCAACUCAGAUCUUUCUAAACAUCGGAGAAUCCACACAGGGGAGAGGCCCUAUAAAUGCAGUGAGUGUGGGACAAAUUUCACUCACAGAUCAAACCUUUUACAACAUCAGAGAAUCCACACAGCAGAGAGGCCCUAUAAAUGCAGUGAGUGUGGGACAAAGUUCACUCACAGCUCAAACCUUUUACAACAUCAGAGAAUCCACACAGCGGAGAGGCCCUAUAAAUGCAGUGAGUGUGGGAAAAGUUUCACUACAAGCUCAGCCCUUUCUGUACAUCAGAGAAUCCACACAGGGGAGAGGCCCUAUCAGUGCUGUGAGUGUGGAAAAUGUUUCAUUGACAGCUCACACCUUAUUAGGCAUCAGAGAAUCCACACAAGGGAGCGGCCCUGUGGAUCCAGUGAGUGA
Emys orbicularis (European pond turtle) is the source of this 2296-nucleotide messenger RNA. Its product is annotated as zinc finger protein 345-like. Bases 86 to 2296 code for a protein of 736 amino acids. The record is from RefSeq and is a predicted model, not a curated record. Gene Ontology annotation, biological process: regulation of transcription by RNA polymerase II. Gene Ontology annotation, molecular function: DNA-binding transcription factor activity, RNA polymerase II-specific; RNA polymerase II cis-regulatory region sequence-specific DNA binding. The transcript is spliced from 6 exons. Lineage: Eukaryota; Metazoa; Chordata; Testudines; Emydidae.